Metschnikowia bicuspidata var. bicuspidata NRRL YB-4993 is the source of this 1107-nucleotide messenger RNA. RefSeq lists its product as uncharacterized. The transcript has a single exon. Gene Ontology annotation, cellular component: cytoplasm. NCBI's taxonomy places the organism in Eukaryota, Fungi, Ascomycota, Pichiomycetes, Serinales, Metschnikowiaceae. The record is from RefSeq and is a predicted model, not a curated record. Gene Ontology annotation, biological process: cytoplasmic translation. Bases 1 to 1107 code for a protein of 368 amino acids. Gene Ontology annotation, molecular function: GTP binding; GTPase activity.
AUGGGAAUUCUAGAAAAAAUAGCCCAGAUCCAAGAGGAGCUCUCGCGCACUCAGAAAAACAAGGCAACGGAAUACCACAUUGGUUUGUUGAAGGGAAAGUUGGCCCGGUACAGAAGAGAGCUUUUGGAACCUCAGCCAGGUCAAGGUUCUUCGGGAGGUGGCCAAGGUUUCGAGAUUGCCAAAGCUGGGGAUGCCAGAGUCUCGCUUAUAGGUUUCCCCUCCGUGGGUAAAUCGUCUUUUCUCCUGAAGGUCACCAACACAAAAUCUGAAGCCGCCAACUACGAGUUUACUACGUUGACUUCUGUAGGAGGUAUCCUUGAGUACAAUGGCGCGGAGGUGCAGAUUGUGGAUUUACCAGGAAUCAUCAAGGCUGCUUCCCAGGGCAAAGGCCGUGGUCGUCAGGUGAUUGCCGUGUCGAGAACAUCCGAUCUAAUUCUCAUGGUGCUUGAUGCUACAAAAAGCGGGGAGCAAAGAGAGAUCUUGGAAAACGAGUUGGAAAGCAUGGGCAUUCGCCUCAACAAAGAGAAGCCCAACAUCCUGUUGAAGAUCAAGAAGACUGGCGGAGUCAAGCUCAACGCCACGACACCUCCAAAGUACUUGGAUGAGAAGAUUGUGAGUGCGCUUUUGAAGGACUACAAGAUUCAUAAUGCGGACGUACUCGUACGUGACGAAGACUGCACCAUUGAGGACUUCAUUGAUGUCAUCAACGAGCAACACAUGUCCUACAUCAAAUGCCUCUACGUGUAUAAUAAAGCCGACGUGGUUUCCCUAGAGGAGUGUGACAGGUUGGCUCGCGAGCCCAACACUAUGGUGAUUUCAUGCGAGUUAGAGUUGGGCAUCGACGAGUUGAAAGAGGAAAUCUGGCGCCAGCUAGGUUUGAUUAGGCUCUACACAAAAAGAAGAGGGAUAAUGCCCAAAUUCGACGACCCCAUGGUGGUGCGGCGCGACUCCACUAUUUUACAGGUGUGUGAUUCCAUUCACCGUGAAAUGAAGAACCAGUUCAAGUAUGCGUUGGUGUGGGGCUCAAGUGCAAAACACUCGCCGCAGAAAUGCGGUUUACAACACCCGGUGAAUGACGAGGAUGUAGUGCAAAUUGUGACGAAGUAA